CAGGUUCUAAGACAACAGAAGAUAUGGAGAACAAAGUCGAUUCCUCUCCCUGGCUGUGGGUCCUGUUACUGAUCACUGUGGUCCAGACCUCCCUGUUUACCGUGGUCACUCUGUACCAGUAUGACAACACAGAGAUCCUCCAGGAAAAGGACCAAGACUUGGACAGCAAAAUCAAGCACCUACAGGCCCUACUGGAUUAUGACAACAAGAAACUCCAUAAACAGAAAAGGGCGGGAAACUUCAUAGCGGACAUUCUCACUGCCCAGGAGGCUGUUAUAGCCCAACAUUGCAUCGAGAAAAAUAAAACCUGCAUCAAAGGGGACCAAGGCGAUUCCGGAUUAUCGGGUAACACAGGAGACAAAGGGGAGAGGGGGAUCCUUGGUGAUCCAGGACUUCCGGGAAAAACUGGCGAUAAAGGCGACCCGGGGCUCCAAGGGGGUAAGGGCGAACAAGGAAUGAAGGGAGAUAUUGGUCCGAAAGGAUUCAAAGGAACUCAAGGUGACAUUGGUCCACGGGGCGCCAAAGGAGAUCAAGGGCUUAGAGGUUCUAAAGGGGAAUCUGGAGUAAAAGGGGAAAAGGGCGAAACCGGAGAACAAGGGAAUCGUGGUCCGAAAGGAACCAAAGGAUCGCCAGGAGAGAAGGGGGCACCUGGAGAGACAGGUGGGCAAGGUCUGAAAGGAAGUAAAGGAGAGCCUGGGCCCCAGGGACCGGCAGGACCUGAUAAUGUUAAAGAUGGCUGUGUCUGUCUCGAAUAUCCCAAGUUUGAAGACCCUACUCCGUCCAGCACGCUUUACCUGAGUGUGGGGGAGUCUAUAAGCCUGCCUUGUAAUGCAACAGGGAGUCCUGCUCCAACUGUAACACUCGAAAAACAGAUAAUAACGCGCCGAGGCGUCAGAUCACGUGACAAACGCAACCUUUUGAAGCUGAAUGGAAAGUAUACCAUCAUGAAUGCAGCGACGUCAGACUUUGGAACUUACGUCUGUACUGCCAAAAACGCACUUGGGACUAUAACGAAAGUGAUUGAUGUCGUAAGAGGAGUUUUGCCAAACAUAGCAAAACAACCUAGGAGUUCAACGAACAACGCAGGCACAUCCGCUGAGUUCAGAUGUGUGAACUCUGGUAUUCCAACGCCAACAGUCACGUGGUACAAAGAUGGCAAACUAUUGGUUCCCGACUCUCGUCAUCAGAUCUCGAGUAAUGGCGAGGUUUUAACGAUUCAGAACAUAAGGGUGUCUGAUGCUGGUAGAAUUGAGUGUCGCGUGGCCAACCAAGUGGGGACUGCAACAUCCCGAGAAGCUGUAUUAACUGUUGUUUAAAAUUAACUUGGAUUGGGUGAAAUUAAAAUUACUAUUGAUAUUAACAUAUAUAAGUUUUAUAAACAAUGCACAUAGGAUGAAGAACGAUUAAGAAAAAACAUAAACAAUGAAAAAAUAUUCAUUUU
Saccostrea cuccullata (small rock oyster) is the source of this 1441-nucleotide messenger RNA. Its product is annotated as collagen alpha-1(XVII) chain-like. Lineage: Eukaryota; Metazoa; Mollusca; Bivalvia; Ostreida; Ostreidae. The record is from RefSeq and is a predicted model, not a curated record. The transcript has 8 exons. Bases 24 to 1316 code for a protein of 430 amino acids.